Molecule: messenger RNA, 1171 nt
Organism: Phlebotomus papatasi
Lineage: Eukaryota; Metazoa; Arthropoda; Insecta; Diptera; Psychodidae
Gene: GstO1
Product: pyrimidodiazepine synthase
Exons: 4
Coding region: 27-950 (307 amino acids)
Biological process (GO): glutathione metabolic process
Cellular component (GO): cytoplasm
Molecular function (GO): glutathione transferase activity; glutathione dehydrogenase (ascorbate) activity
Source: RefSeq, a predicted model, not a curated record
CCAACCCCUCCUCUUUAACUAACGCGAUGUCAAAAGUAACUCGAAAGUUCAGUCACUUGCCGGAAUCUUUGGGUAUUUGGCACACAGCAAAAACUACGGUUUUUAAUAAAAGAAAUAAGGUUUGUUCAAGAAGUUUAACCACCUGUGUAGACCUCAGAAAAAGUGAAAACAUGAGCAACGGAAAACACUUAGCUACAGGUGCCCCCUUGCCCACCCUUCAGGAUGAUGGUAAGAUCCGCCUCUACUCCAUGCGCUUCUGCCCAUAUGCCCAACGUGUUCAUCUUGUUCUGGAUGCUAAGGAUAUUCCCUAUCAUACGAUCUACGUAAAUCUUCAGGCAAAGCCAGAAUGGCUCUAUGACCGAAGCCCUCCAGGUACCGUUCCCGCUGUGGAUCUACCCAACGAAAGUGGAGGUGCCAGUCUAUAUGAAUCUUUGGUCAUAUCAGACUAUCUCGAUGAGAAAUUCCCACAGAGGCCCUUAUAUCCACGUACACCUUUGGCAAAAGCCAAGGAGCGUCUGCUGAUUAAAAAGUUCGAUACGGUGAUUGACGUGAUGUACAAAGUGUUUUUGGGGGAACAUGUCCCUGGAACUUUGACUGAGAUCAGCAACAGACUUGACUUUUUUGAGAAAGAACUUCAAACACGUGGAUCCGACUUUUUUGGCGGGAAUGUACCCGGGAUGGUGGAUUAUAUGAUCUGGCCAUGGUGUGAAAGAGCUGAUAUGCUUACAUACCUUCUGGGAGAUAAGUACGUCCUGGAUGAGGAGAGAUUUCCCAAAUUGGUCAAGUGGAGAGCUCUGAUGAAGGAGGACAAAGCCGUUAAGGGAUCCUACCUGUCAGGUGAAGUGCAUGCCAAGUACAUGGAAGGACGUCGACAAGGAAAUGCUGAUUAUGAUAUGCUUGUACGUCUCGGAAGGAAAAGAAUCUUCCACCACACAAUUGAGAGAAUUUGAACAAAAAAGAAACCAUUUCACAUCUUCUUAAGAAAAAGCCUUUAAAAUACCUCUUAAGAGAAAACAAAACUCUUAAUUUUAUUCUCUUUUCUUUUUUUUUACUCUUUAAAUUAAACUUUUGGGUUGGUUUCCAGUCAUGUCUAUUUCUUUUUUCAAAUAAAUUCAUAAUUUAUUUUUAUAAUAAAUGUAUAUAUCGUAAAAAAUAUAAUCACUUGAAUAAG